AUGUUGUCUAAUCCACUCCAACGCUUCUCACCCUACCAGAACAUCACCUCAUCCAACAUCUCACCUGAUGGGAGCGUCCAGCAAGGCACGAUGCAGAACGGUGGCUUAGACUCACUGCAGAGCCAUCAGUAUCCGAUUCAACCUCUCUCGCAGGCUAUGCCUCUCUCGAACGGCCAUCUUGAAAGAUCCGCUGGUCAAGUAAAGAACCGGCAACACCCUUAUGGGGUUCACCCGCGUAACGGUAGCACCUCCGGACCCAUCAGGAGAAGAAUCAGUCGAGCCUGCGAUCAGUGUAAUCAACUUCGAACCAAAUGCGAUGGUCAACACCCUUGUGCGCACUGCAUUGAAUUCGGCCUGGGGUGUGAGUACAUCCGCGAAAGGAAGAAGAGAGGCAAGGCAUCGAGGAAAGAACUGGCCCAGCAAGCUGCGGCUCAAGCUGCUGCCGCUGCCUCGGGCCAGAGCAUCGACGACUCUCUGUCCGAUAAUGGUCAGACCAGUACUAAAGGCCUUGACUCUUCAAAUAUGGGCCUAGAACAGCAAUCGAAUGACCGACAUCCCAGUACUAGCAGCAAAUCAAGCAGAGAUCCGGGCGACGAAGUAAUGCGACACACGCAAGGCCUCGAAGGUCUAGACCAUCUUGGCAACAUCAACGAGCAACCACAUCUUUCUCGAUCUUCUCUGGAUGGCGAACACAUCGAAAAUAACGGAGGUCUCGAUCUCAACGGCUUCGGCGGGAUGCCACACGCAUACGAUUCGCAAGGCUUAGAGGGUCCCGUGCUUAACGGUCAGUCUUAUGCUCCUAAUGGACGAGGAAACAUGCCUGGAUAUGCCGAAUUCCCAUAUUCGAUGCAAGCUCAGAGCCCACCCAACUUUAACAACGGUUCUGCAUUCCGAAUGGGAAAUAGCCCAUUGGGAUACUCGAUGGGCAAAGGAACAUCUCCUGGAUGGGGGAUUUCCAUGGCUUCACCCACAGGCCAAUAUCAGACACAAGCUCCUGCUCCCAACUUUAGCAGUUCGAAACUGCGGUAUCCCGUUCUUGAGCCAAUAAUUCCAUACCUCAACAACAUAAUUCCGAUACCUUUGGCUUGCGAUCUCGUCGAUCUCUACUUUGCUUCUUCAUCGUCAGCGCAGAUGCACCCAAUGUCACCUUACGUCUUGGGCUUCGUACUCCGAAAACGAUACUUCCUGGAUCAGACAAGGCCAAGACCUUGCCAACCCGCACUCUUGGCAAGUAUGCUCUGGGUUGCCGCCCAGACCAGCGAUGCUCCUUUCCUCGCCAGCACACCUUCAGCACGCGCCAAGACUUGCCAGAAGCUCUUGGAGCUUACAGUCUACCUCCUUCGACCUCUCAUCCACACAGCACCCAGUGAUGCACCCAGCCCUGUUGCCGAUGGUGUUGCUCUUGGCGGUCUAGGUGUAGCUAUGCCUGGAUCGAUCAGCAUGGAAGCCACGAGUGGCGAAUCUGGACCUUUUGGUGCGGCUGGCAGCCUCGAUGAUGUUAUCACAUAUAUUCAUUUGGCGGUUGUCGUGUCUGCUAGCGAAUACAAGGGAGCGAGUAUGCGAUGGUGGACUGCUGCUUGGGGUCUCGCCCGUGAACUCAAGCUGGGCCGCGAGCUCCCUCCUGGACCAUCUCCAGCUGCGCAAGAGGCCAUGGAUACUGAUAACGCCGAGGAUGCUGAAGGUGGCAUCAGCGGAAACGGUUAUGUAGGUGAAGAGGAGCGCGAAGAACGACGCCGGAUAUGGUGGCUUCUAUAUAUCGUCGACAGACACUUGGCGCUGUGCUACAACCGCCCCCUAUUCCUCCUUGACAUUGAGUGUCAAGGUCUGUUACAGCCCAUGGAUGAUGCGGUGUGGCAAAGCGGCGAUUUCCUCGGCAACUCAAAUUCAACUACGGAUCCCAACCUUCUAGGAACAAGUCCAGAAGGUUACAGAACCGAUCACGUACAGGCUCACGGACCUCAAUACGAGUGCCGCGGCCAUAGCAUCUUCGGAUAUUUCCUCCCCCUGAUGACCAUCUUGGGUGAAAUCGUCGACUUACACCACGCAAAGAACCACCCCCGAUUCGGUACUUCUUUCCGCCAAGGAAAUGAGUGGAAUGCCCAAACUGCUGAAAUUACUCGACAUCUUGAGAUUUAUGAGCAGAGCUUGCAAUCCUUUGAGCACAAGAAUCUGCCUCGACCACUAGAGGAGAGAAACGACGCGGCAAAUGACGGCAACGACCGCUCAGGGGUUCCUGAGACGAACACGCCGUCAGUUCACUCUGUGCAUACCAAUACAUCAAACCGACUUACAGAGAGCAAUAUCCAAACUCGCAUUGUGAUUGCAUAUGGAACCCACGUGAUGCACGUUUUGCAUAUCCUCCUCUCUGGCAAGUGGGAUCCUAUCAACUUGCUGGACGACGAAGACUUGUGGAUAUCUUCCCAAGGGUUCAUUACAUCAACAAGCCACGCUGUUGCGGCAGCUGAGGCAAUCAACCAGAUUCUCGAGUUCGAUCCUGGUCUGGAAUUCAUGCCGUUCUUCUUCGGUAUCUACCUCCUUCAGGGGUCGUUCUUAUUGCUGCUUAUCGCAGACAAGCUUCAAUCGGAAGCAUCACCCAGUGUGGCAAAGGCAUGCGAAACAAUCGUGCGGGCUCACGAGGCAUGUGUCGUGACUCUAAGCACAGAAUAUCAGCGAAAAUUCAGCAAGGUCAUGCGCAGCGCUCUUGCUCAGGUUCGAGGUCGUGUACCCGAGGAUCUAGGCGAGCAGCAGCAACGGCGAAGGGAACUUUUGGCGGUUUAUCGAUGGACAAAGGACGGGACGGGUUUGGCAUUGUGA
Molecule: messenger RNA, 2814 nt
Organism: Fusarium coffeatum
Lineage: Eukaryota; Fungi; Ascomycota; Sordariomycetes; Hypocreales; Nectriaceae
Exons: 3
Coding region: 1-2814 (937 amino acids)
Biological process (GO): DNA-templated transcription; regulation of DNA-templated transcription
Molecular function (GO): zinc ion binding; DNA binding; DNA-binding transcription factor activity, RNA polymerase II-specific
Source: RefSeq, a predicted model, not a curated record